GUGAAUAACUUAAUUAAUAUGGUUAGGAUUUAAUUAGCUAGGACAACUUUUUCAAAAAGAAAAUUAACAUGCCGAAAUCAUGUACGUCGUAAAUCACCAAAACAGCGAGGAUUAGUUGUAUCUUACCCUUAAAAUGGUUAGAGAUUUAAUGUAAUAGUAACAAACUAGAGUUUACUUGCAAUGAUCUCAAACACAAAAUAUACUAAAACGUUUCUUUGAUUCCCUAUGCAAUGAAAAGUGAAGAUCUUUAUGAUUAGCACGGAAUUUUCCAAGCUUAACUUUUGACUUUUCUCUCCCUAAUCAUUCAUUAAUUAUCUCUUCAUGUCAUUAUAAAAAGCACCACGUACGAAAUUCUUCUCUUAAAGCUACUCAUAUCAUAGUAUACUUUGAGCUUUCUAAUCACAUAAUAAAUUUGAAAAUGGCGAUCCUAACUCCGGUCAUAAAACUCGUGGUUUUUAGGCAAAGUCUUCGACCACAUUCAGCUAUUGCAUUCCUCGUUGAGUUCCUUUGCUUCGUCUUAGAAUUACUCGACAAGGAGAAAGAUCUAGCCAAAAUAUUCGGUAUUGUAUGUGCUUGCGACACAUUAAUCUUCACUUUGCUUGACCUAAUCCAAAAUCUGCUCGAGGAAGAAGUGAAAAUACGGCGAUGCGGUCGAGUGUUUUGGCUCUACACAAAGGACGAAAGGCUCUAUUGGCACACAUUAAACGCGUAUCUAGUCAUGUUAUGCAUCGUCCAUGUCAUCGGUUCUACGAUCUCUUACGUUUCUCAUAGACAUUAUCUAGUCUUGCUCCCGCUUUUUGCAGCAGGACUCGAACUCGUCCCACAAGAAGCCUAUCGGGUUCUUGGACCGGAUCAAGAGUCACAAGACUGUAUCGGGCCUCUUAAUGACCCAUCGUAUGGAAAAGAUCAAACCCUUCAAGAUGAUAUUGGCCUAAAUCAAGAGUCACAAGACUGCAUUGCACCUCAUCAAGGUCCAUUAGCUGAUAUUGAGCUAGAACAAGAAAUGGUUGUUCAUGUUGAGCCUCUUCAAGAUUCACUAGAUGGUAUUGAGCUAGAGCAAGAAGUGGCUGUUCAUGUUGGGCCUGAUCGUGGCCCAUAAACUACUAAGGCCUACUUAUAGAAUAAAAGCUGAAACAUUUAUAUAUAGAUGGAAAACUAUGUUUAAUGUAAUGUACUUGUGAUCGUACGACUUUGGUAGCUACAAUGUAAGAGAAUCUUUGUUACAAAAAAAUGUUAUAUA
Arabidopsis lyrata subsp. lyrata is the source of this 1240-nucleotide messenger RNA. RefSeq lists its product as uncharacterized. The record is from RefSeq and is a predicted model, not a curated record. Bases 419 to 1099 code for a protein of 226 amino acids. Lineage: Eukaryota; Viridiplantae; Streptophyta; Magnoliopsida; Brassicales; Brassicaceae. The transcript has a single exon.